AGAUUUGUUCCUUAACCUUUUUCUUUAUUAGUUUUUUUUUAUUUUAUUUUUAAUUUCAUUUAAAAUUAAAAUGUUUGAAGAGAUCCCCAAUUUUUUAUGUACAAGAAUUGAGCAACUGCCAUUUGGUUGAGUUUCUCUCUCUCUCUGGAUUGUCUCACACUGAUACACACUUCUCUGGAUUGAGCAACCUUAUUUGUCAAACCCUUCUGCUCAUUGCUUCAAUCACUCACUCAAAACAUUCAGAUCGCUGUUUUUCUCUCUCCGACAAACAAAGUUUGCCGGUCAGUAUAUCCUAAAAGCUUUCGGAUGAUCACUUUUUGGGGCAGGAUUGAAAAUUUUGAUCAAAUGGUUUUAUUUUCGUAUUGCCGAUGUGAGAUAUGAAGUGAGUGGUUAACAUUGGUAAUUGGUAAAUGGGGAUGCAAACAGUGGGGUCUCAAGGUGGGGGGGAUGGUAGUGGAAAACGGUCACAACUCCACUCUCUUGUGCGGGAAAAUUCGAUGUACAGUCUCACACUUGAUGAAGUUCAAAAUCAAUUAGGUGACUUAGGGAAGCCACUAAGUAGUAUGAACUUAGACGAGCUUCUUAAAAAUGUAUGGACUGUUGAGGUGAACCAGUCCACGAAUACGGAUAAUGAAGGGACAACACAAGGUAGUCAAGCUUCUCUACAACGUCAAGCUAGUCUGUCGUUAAAAGCUGCGUUAAGCAUGAAGACUGUGGAUGAGGUUUGGAGAGAUAUCCAACAAACAAAAGACAAUGAAGAAAAGAAGUCACGCGAGAGACAACCUACUUUAGGAGAGAUGACAUUGGAGGAUUUCUUGGUGAAAGCAGGUAUUGUUGCAGAAGCAUCUUCUGAUAAAACCAAUACCGAUACUACAGCUGGGAUUGAUUCAAAUGUAGCAGUAUCACAGUUUCCUCCGCAAGGUCAGUGGAUACAGUAUCCGCAACCACAAUAUCAGCAUCUACAACAAAGUUCAAUGGGGAUUUAUAUGCCUAGCCAGGGUAUCGCACAACCGUUACACUUGGGGGCUGAUGCCUCAAUGGAGAUUCCGUUCACAGAUAGUCAUAUGGCACUGGCUGCACCUCUUAUGGGAACAGUGUUGGAUACGCAGAUAUCCGGAAGAAAAAGGAGCACUCCAGAGGAUAUGGUGGAGAAGACUGUUGAGAGAAGGCAGAAAAGGAUGAUCAAGAAUCGGGAAUCUGCUGCCCGUUCUAGAGCAAGGAAACAGGCUUACACAAAUGAAUUGGAGAUUAAAGUUUCGCGCCUGGAAGAGGAAAAUGAAAUGCUGAGGAAACGAAAGGAGCUAGAGAAUAUGUUGCCGGUUGUACCAAUCACCGAACCUAAAUAUCAGCUACGUCGAAUCGCAUCUUCUCCAUUCUGAGAUCUGUGUACCUAUAAGUUGAAGUUUGUAUAUAUUAGCAUCAGGGAAUGUUUCUUUUAAUUUAAUGUGGUAUUUCUGUAAUAUGUGAUACUGAUAGUGAUACUUUCUAACUCCUCAAGUUUUUUUUGACUUAACUCCUCUGUUAAGUUAUUAAGUAAUUAUAGGCAAUGUUGUAGUUUUA
Trifolium pratense (red clover) is the source of this 1560-nucleotide messenger RNA. Its product is annotated as ABSCISIC ACID-INSENSITIVE 5-like protein 2. The record is from RefSeq and is a predicted model, not a curated record. Gene Ontology annotation, cellular component: nucleus. Bases 411 to 1379 code for a protein of 322 amino acids. Gene Ontology annotation, biological process: positive regulation of DNA-templated transcription. Gene Ontology annotation, molecular function: DNA-binding transcription factor activity. NCBI's taxonomy places the organism in Eukaryota, Viridiplantae, Streptophyta, Magnoliopsida, Fabales, Fabaceae. The transcript is spliced from 4 exons.